This is a messenger RNA of Cuscuta europaea, 1391 nucleotides long. NCBI's taxonomy places the organism in Eukaryota, Viridiplantae, Streptophyta, Magnoliopsida, Solanales, Convolvulaceae. The record is from the annotation of a GenBank genome assembly.
CUAAUUUCAUCUAAAAAAUGCCAAGUUUCCUCAUGAAGUUAUGUGCCAUAUUUGCAACUUUUUCCUAGUUUUAAUUUUUAAAUCUGCAGUGUUCGACUGUUCGGUGCAUCCCAUAAUACGUGCACCUUCAUCUUUCUAUAUCCCUCGGUAAAGGUGACAUAGCAGCGGCCGCAGGAACCGUAGCAGAGGGCAACUAGAGAGAGAGAGAGAGCAGUGUGUGUACCGAGGUGAAGCUCGUUUACUGUGCAGACUAGACUUGGGUUUGGGUGAAUCGGGAGAGAAAGGGAAAUGGUGGACUUGGGUCGGGUGCAGAAGGAGCUGCAAGAGUGCAACAGAAACGUGCAGGUUUCCGGCAUACAAGUCACUCCGAGCGGCGAUAGCUUAACCCAUCUCAACGGCAUCAUUCCUGGACCUGUCGGUACUCCCUACGAAGGGGGCAUUUUCAAGAUCGACAUAAUUCUGCCUGAUGGGUACCCAUUUGAACCUCCAAAGAUGAAAUUUACCACAAAAGUCUGGCACCCCAAUAUAAGCAGUCAAAGUGGAGCAAUAUGCCUAGACAUCCUGAAAGACCAGUGGAGCCCAGCACUUACUCUAAAGACUGCGCUCCUUUCUAUACAAGCACUGCUCUCUGCUCCUGAACCAGAUGAUCCACAGGAUGCAGUGGUUGCAGAACAGUAUCUGAGAGAUCACAACACCUUUCUUGGCACUGCUCGGUACUGGACAGAUGCUUUUGCCAAACCCUCUCUCGGACUUGAUGAAAAGGUACAGAGACUUGUGGAGAUGGGGUUCCCUGAAGCCCAGGUUAGGAGGACUCUGGAACUUGUAGAUGGAGAUGAAAACUCCGCUCUUGAAAGGCUUUGCUCGGGCUAGUUCCUUUACUGCUGCUAGAUAUGCAACCUAGAUGUGGGGGGAUAGAAACAAAAAACAAAAAUAGAGAGAAAAGUGUCCGUUGAAUAUUGUAAGCGUUUGUGGCCUUUGGGUCUUAAAUUAUGUAAUCUUUUGCCCUUCCCCUCUCCUGACACCGAUCUUAUAUCACCAAUAUCAUAUCAUAGUCUAACAAAGCGUUCAUUUUUCAGGUAGCAUCUAUUAUGAUUUGGUGUUCGUUUACACUUUAAGGCCGCAUUUGGUAGCAUUCAUUUGCAGAUUUUGUUGAUUAGUCAGAAUAAGUAGAAUAAGUAGCAUCCGACUUACAUGCUGCUGUUGGGUUUACUAGACGUUUUUUCCUGACAGAAAAUUAAGUAGAUUCUAUAUUCUACCAUUUGAGAGAAUUACCAAUUACCAAAUGGGCUCUAAGCCUAUAUAUCUUUGAAAGAUAAAAAUCAGACUAGUUUUUAUUUUUCCAACAUGUGAUUAACUAUUUAGUUAAUAUACUUUUUAAAUUUUAGUUCCUA